AUGGACUCAACAUCCAUCACCACGGUCACCACCUCCUCGUCGACGUCGUCGUCGUCGUCCUCCUCUUCUCAGCCACGACAACUCGACUCUCCUAGACCAAUGACCCCGGCAAGCCCAGCGGUCGAAGCUACAACAGCUUUCGACCAGCCGGUCAAACUCAAGAGUCGUCACAGACUACUACAAGGUCUCCAGCGCAUGUCUUCGUCUCCGUCUUUGGCGAAGCUAGGUCGCUCGCGCUCAAGCGAGAAGGUCUACAAGUCUGGCCAAAAAGCCUCCAUUUCUUGCGUCUCUCUCGGCUCUCCAAUCUCCAGCUACUCGCUUUCUCCUCCGAACUCAUACACUUCUCAGCUCUCCAAUGGCUUCUCGACUGCUCCGACUACCCCCGGCUCUCCUUGUAGCCAACAAUCGUAUUUCGAAUCCAAUCCCCGUCUGCGACCCUUAGACCCCAACGAAAUCACGACCGCUCCUGUGCCCAUCGACCUCCGAACCCCUAAACUCACGUCCAUUCCACUACCCGAGAUCUCAGAAAAGCCAUUCCCCCGACGGCCAGACUUCAAUUUCUGGAAGGAUUUACCACACGAGGUCCGGAUACAUGUUCUAUCAUUUCUGUCCCCAAAGGAAAUUAUCAAAGUAUCUGCAGUGUCCAAAGAAUGGCACGACAUGUGCUUUGACGGACAACUCUGGACGAGUCUCGACUGCCAGGGCUACUACCAGCAAAUCACGUCGGAAGCGUUGGUCAAGAUCAUGCUCAAGGCCGGAGCGUUUGUCAAGAACCUGAAUCUGAGAGGAUGUGUCCAGUUACGAGACCAAUGGUUGAGUCUGGGGACGAGAAUGACCAAUCAAGAGUGCAGGAACCUCGAAUCAUUCAGUAUCGAGGGUUGCAAGAUUGAACGGUCAUCCAUUCACUUCUUCCUGCUCAGAAACCCGCGUCUCAUACACAUCAACAUGCCCAGCAUGCAAAACAUCAACAACGCCACAAUGAAGAUCAUCGCCAGCCACUGCCCAGAGUUGGAACUGCUCAAUAUCGACUGGUGCUCCCAGAUCGAUACCAAGGGGCUGAAGAAGGUCAUUCAAUCUUGUCCCAACCUGACGGAUCUCCGCGCAUCCGAAGUUAGAGGCUUGGAUGAUAACGAUUUCAUGCUCGAGUUGUUCCAACGUAACAAUUUGGAACGGCUCAUCCUCCAACACUGUGACAGCUUGACCGAUGAAGCUCUGGAGAUCAUGGUCCAUGGCUCAGACCCUGACCGAGACGUUUUGACCGACCACCCGAUAGUUCCUCCUCGGCGUCUACGACAUCUUGACAUUUCAAGAUGCAGAAGUUUGACUGACAGGGGUGUGAAGGCGCUUGCUCACAAUGUUCCAUUAUUGGAAGGGUUCCGCAUUUGCCAAAACACCGCUUUGACCGAUGAUGCCCUGGAGGACUUGUUACAGACCACAAAUCGGCUAACUCAUCUGGAGGUCGAAGAAGUCGAGCUUCUCACGAAUGCAACCCUUAUAAAUCUGUCCAAGUCGAAAGCAGCCAAGACUCUUGAGCAUCUGAGUAUUUCUUAUUGUGAACAAAUGGGUGACGUUGGUGUCUUGCCCCUUCUGAAGGCAUGCCCGGAAAUCAAGUCUCUGUGUCUGGAUAACACCCGGAUCUCGGACCUUGUCCUUAUUGAAGCCUCCGAACAGGUCCGCAAGCGGGGAAGUACAACCAAGAAAUCCCAAUUGCCUAAAAAGGGCCUCGAACUUGUCGCGUUCGAUUGUGCCAAUGUCACCUGGGCAGGAGUCCGGGAAAUCUUGCAGGGUAACGGACGUGUCAUGCAAGGUCGGAAGAAGUCGGUGAUGCAGAAAACAAACCGGGUGGGUGAAGAUGGCGAGAGGGAAGAGGUCCGAAAAGUGGUGGAGAUCCAGACACUGCUCUAUCCCACACAGAUCAUUCACCUCAAGGCCUUCUAUGGAUGGCAACAAACCGUGGAAGAACAUUACAAGCGAUGUAUAACUGGCCGAUGGGGCGCUGCAGAUCGGUUGGAAGCCAAGUGGGCGGAAUGGAUGGUGGCCAGUGAAGAAGUGGGCGUUGCAGCGCAAGGAUGGAGUACAAGAAGGAGGAGGAGACGAGCUCGCGACGCCGAGAACAGGGUGAGGGAUGACGAGGAUGGCGCCGCUCCAGACACAGCCACUGGCGACGAAGAUGGUAGCGGGAUGGAAUAUUCUGCCGGUCGCGGGCCAAGAGGAGGACGUCGGAGAGCUAGAAGUGGCGGUUGCAUGGUGAUGUGA
Messenger RNA from Capronia coronata CBS 617.96, 2256 nucleotides. RefSeq lists its product as uncharacterized. The transcript has a single exon. Gene Ontology annotation, cellular component: SCF ubiquitin ligase complex. Lineage: Eukaryota; Fungi; Ascomycota; Eurotiomycetes; Chaetothyriales; Herpotrichiellaceae. The record is from RefSeq and is a predicted model, not a curated record. Gene Ontology annotation, biological process: SCF-dependent proteasomal ubiquitin-dependent protein catabolic process. The coding region runs from base 1 to 2256 and encodes 751 amino acids. Gene Ontology annotation, molecular function: protein binding.